AGACCUUGGUACAUGGAGUUCUUCAGACCCACGGUGCAGAGAGUCGAGAAAUGGGUCGAUUCAUGGUCGGGCAGACAUGGUGUCCUCGUCGUCUUUCCUAGCGUCAUCGUGUGGUUCUGGUGCGCUGUUCCUUUUCCUCGCAGCAAUCCUAGUGGUGUGGGCCGAGCUUGGUGUGAUGAGUCGGACGGGGCAUCAUGGUGCACAGGUCGUCUACACGAGGCACCUUGGAGCGGCCCUAUUACCCCAGGAUCUCACCAUGAGGACGUAGAUGCCAAUUUUUGGUUCUUUCUUCUCUUCUACUACGGCCUGUAUGUCGCCGUGGCCCUUAUAUACAUAACCCAACUCUUCUCUCUAUACCGACUCAAUUGGUGGCCCUCUGCUUUAGGAGCCAAAACCAGCUAUACCAUUUUCUGGCUUCUGUCCAUUGCAUGCGGAUAUCUCCUUCAUCGCCUCAAUAUUGAUACCGUGACGGCUGGCCCUGGUAGCCCUCGCCCAGGCGAUGCAAAGGAGCCAUCAGAACUUCUGUCCGUCUCCUGUGUUCACAAGAGCCUUGCUACAAUGGUGCAAUUUUUCUCGGCUCACGGAUCUAUCGAUGCGGAAGAUGGUAAUGACGACGACGAUGUACAGUGGCAGCGAAAAACGCUCUGGGUAGCAUUGGCCUUUGCGACAAUGUCGAUGCCGGCUAUUGUCUGCCUGAUUGGCCUUCGGCGCUCUGGUCGUCAGACGUAUCGUCAUUCCCUGACGGACAUGCAAAAGACCUUCUUGGAACGGCAGCUGGCCCGGAGAAUUCCAGCGUCAUACAUACGCUUCCUCUGGUUCGUCGCUACAAUUGGUCUGAGUUUGGUGGCCCUUCUUGCUGGACAGGGGUACGCUAGCGUCUACUUGAGCACCUUGCCUCAUACCGGGUUCGAUGGUACGGCGUACGUCACUUUUUGGAUGAUUACAGUGAAUCUCUUGUCCUUGAUGAGCGGCUGGAUACUCGAAGAGAAGAUCAGAAGCAGAGCUUUGCUUUUUGCGAACAAGUAUUACUACUUCCUUGUCUACUUCAUCUUCUACCGGAAUCUCUUUGCUCGCCUGAGAUCCUUCGACCAAUUCGCUCUGGUGCAGCUGUUCUCCUCUGUGUGGGUCUGCAUCUUCUACCCUUUAAGCAUGACUUCACUCGCGCACCGCAUCACUCAAUACUUCAACCCUCGCCCCAAGUCCUGGGAGGAGUACGUCGAGUCCAUCGGUCUAGCGAUUUACCUUCGCAAUCUUGCGCAGAAUGUGACAAUGGUCGCUUUUCUCGGAUGGGUGUCCAUCCUACACUUUGGAGGAAACCACUCUCUGUACCCCUUUUUCGCCUUUGCGGACCGUGGAGACCCGUACAAUUACCAGCUCACGAUGCUCGGGUCAGGAGCCAUCUGGGCCUCAGAAUUGAUCACAAGCUUCGUUGCACGCGCAACAUGCAAAGCUGCUCUAGGCGUGGAUGUGACGAAUCUGGGACUGGACGAGUUUAGAGAAUUUCCAGAAUUGCUGGCUACGUGUGUGUGGACAAGCGUGCACGUUUUGAUGGAUAUGCUGUUGUUCCUCAUUAAGCUUAAUUUCAGGUAG
Messenger RNA from Microstroma glucosiphilum, 1590 nucleotides. RefSeq lists its product as hypothetical. The record is from RefSeq and is a predicted model, not a curated record. The transcript has 5 exons. The annotation marks the transcript as partial. Lineage: Eukaryota; Fungi; Basidiomycota; Exobasidiomycetes; Microstromatales; Microstromataceae.